This is a messenger RNA of Anopheles cruzii, 1059 nucleotides long. RefSeq names its product probable cytochrome P450 4ac1. Gene Ontology annotation, molecular function: heme binding; monooxygenase activity; iron ion binding. NCBI's taxonomy places the organism in Eukaryota, Metazoa, Arthropoda, Insecta, Diptera, Culicidae. The record is from RefSeq and is a predicted model, not a curated record. The annotation marks the transcript as partial. The transcript has 2 exons.
GUUACGGAGAUCGAGCUACAGUCAACAAUGUCCCAGUACACACUCAACACUAUUUGUGAAACAUCGAUGGGAGUGAAGCUGGACGCAAUGGAAGGAUCGCUCGAGUACCGAAAAGGACUGUACAAGGUUGGCGAAUCUUUGCUACACCGUGUUGUCCGGCCGUGGUUGUACAUAGAUUUUAUUUUCUGGAUAUUGGGAUAUGCUGGUAAGCUGGCCCGUCUGCUCAAACCUUUGCAUCAGUUUACAACCGCAAUCAUAGCUCAACGGCGUCAACUGUUUCGAGAAGGCCUUCUCGAUGAUGAAACUAGUGCUACAGCCGGCUUAGCUGAUAACACUUAUGGCAUCUCAUCGGCCAGUGGUAAGAAACGAUACGCUAUGCUGGACACACUUCUGGCUGCAGAAGCCCAGGGCAUGAUCGAUGAUGCCGGAAUUCGAGAAGAAGUCGAUACGUUUACAUUUGAAGGUCAUGACACCACUGCAGCCGCUCUAGUAUUUAUCUUCCUAACGUUCUCUUGGGAAGCAGAGAUACAGGAUCGAGUCUAUCAGGAACUAUGCCAGCUGCGCGAGGAACGUUCAUAUGGCGAUGAUCAACACUUUCAGCUAUCUGACUUUGGUUCUCUUAAGUACUUUGAUCGUGUAAUCAAAGAGUGUUUACGGAUGUGGCCGCCAGUAGCGUUCAUAUCUCGUACCGUAUCCGAAGACAUUUUACUCCCAGAUGGUCGUCGUAUACCCUGCGGGUGUAUUGCAAACCUGCACAUUUUCGAUAUGCAUCGAGAUCCGGAAUAUUUUCCCGAUCCAGAACGGUUCGAUCCGAGCCGUUUUCUACCGGAGAACGUGGCCAAACGGAAUCCAUACGCCUAUGUUCCAUUCAGCGCCGGUCAACGAAAUUGUAUUGGACAAAAGUACGCUCUACUUGAAAUCAAAGCUGCUGUGGCUCAUCUGGUUCUACGAUACCGAAUUCUGCCCGUCACGAACCUGCACGAAAUACGGUUCAUCGCGGAUUUAGUACUGCGGGCAUCCAACCCGCUAAAGGUUCAAUUUCAAAGACGUACUACGUAA